Helicoverpa armigera (cotton bollworm) is the source of this 1927-nucleotide messenger RNA. RefSeq lists its product as uncharacterized. The transcript has a single exon. Gene Ontology annotation, molecular function: single-stranded RNA binding. The record is from RefSeq and is a predicted model, not a curated record. Gene Ontology annotation, biological process: retrotransposition. Gene Ontology annotation, cellular component: ribonucleoprotein complex. Bases 615 to 1643 code for a protein of 342 amino acids. NCBI's taxonomy places the organism in Eukaryota, Metazoa, Arthropoda, Insecta, Lepidoptera, Noctuidae.
CGCUGUCGCUGGUUCGGAAGUACAUAAUGUUCUCCUAGCCGAUUAUCAGCCAUGGCAGCUGUUCUCGUGCAAGGAAGUCAGCCAGCUGCGCAGAACAUGUUAUAGUACACAAGCAUUGGCGCAGACACAGGUGCACUCAAUAUUCCUUCACUCUCAUAGCGCGAUGGGACAGCAAACCGACUGGAGCUAAGAGAAAUCAAGCGCAUACAGUUUGAAUUUUGAGCUAGUUGUUGGUGGACGUGCUGUCGACUUUAGCAGUUGCCCGGAGUUGCUUGCUUUUAAUUUGCUUUUUAAAUUAUCGGUACCUCUCUUACUAUCUUGCGUGAAGUGCCGUAUAUUGUCUGCGCCAUCUUGAGAACCGUAGAGCGCUGUCCCUGUCACCUGGUUGUUCGUCGAAGUGUUUCGAAGAAAUUUUUGAGUUGAAAGGUGUUGCACAUCGCGGGGCGCGAACCGGCGGCCGAGCGUGCGCGGCGAGUGAGGGAGCCCACUUGACCACUGAGCCAACUGUGCGUGAGUUUUGCGGUGCGAAUUUCUGCACUGCUAUCUGUUAUAUUGCGCUUGCUGCUACAUUUUUAACAUUUAAAAUCUUUCAUUUUGUUAUUAUUAACACCAACAUGAUGCGUUCACCGGAUAGCAAAAUGAGCAAAUCGAACCCUGACUUGUGCACGGAUAAUGUACCUGGUACUAAUGUCACCCUGAGAAGCGGAAAACGGAAGCAGCCUGACUGUGAGGCAGAUGUUACUCAGGCGAUUGCCUUGUUGUCUGAUAAGUUGACGAAGAAUAUUGGCGAUCUCCGAGUUGAUAUGAAUAACCAGUUCACGACCAUUACUGCGAAUAUUAACAACCUUCGGGAAGAAUUCAAUACAUUGUCGCUCAUUUCGGCCCAAAUUCAAAACGACAUUAAGGAACUUCGUGCAGAAUAUCUCGUUAUUAAAAAAGAUAUGUCGCAAUUUGACACAAAACAUAAAGAAUUGUCACAGACUGUCACGGAGUUGAAGUCUACAGUUAAUUUUAACUCAGAUAACUAUGCGGAUUGUGAAAAACGUCUGACGGUGCUGGAACGACAUGUGAAUAACUCGGCAGCCUCGACUGUUGAAUUAUUGGAAAGAAAGAUCGAUUCUCUGGAGCAACAGGCAAGACAGUGUAACGUAGAGAUAGGAAAUAUGCCAGAAAAACGCGGUGAGAAUUUAAUUACUGUACUUCAAUCAAUUGGUUCAGCACUCAACAUGUCCUUGACGUCGAAGGAUAUAAUAUCCAUUCACCGGGUCCCACAUGCACAUCCACAAAAUAAUCGUCCGAAGAAUGUAAUAGUUAAAUUUACAUCUAAACUUAUGCGUGACAAUGUCCUCAGUGCAUACCGGUUAUCUAAAGGUCUGACUUCGGAUCGCAUAGGCCUCACUGGUGCACCUUGUCGUAUUUAUAUGAACGAGCACCUAACGCUGCGCAACAAGGAGUUAUUUCGAAAAUGUCGUGAAGCCGCUAAGUCAAACAAAUUCAAAUUCGUGUGGGUCAGGAAUGCAACGGUCUUGGUUAAGGAAUCUGAAGACUCCUCUACGUACGCCAUACGUUCGGAAGAGGACAUAUCCAAGAAGAUUAAGCCAAAUCCCAUACCUACAACUACGGCUGCUGAACAAACCCGUUAAUCGUAUUCAGUCACUUGUCGCAUUUUCUAAUUUUGCAUUGAAUGGUUCACUUUUUACUUUAAUAUUCCAUGUAGCAAAUUUUAAAUGGUUUACAACAAUAAUUAAGUGCCGGUCAACUAGUAGCAUUAAGUACUUAUUUUUUGGUUGCCUUCAUAUGUUGUACACGUUUAUCGCUCUAUUUUCAAACUUAGUUGCUUUAUUUACUCUUAAUUUUUGUAAACAAGUACGGUGCGUCUUAAACGUAUGCUUAAAUUUCUGUUUAAAAUAUUCUAAUUUAACACUUA